GUAUCUUGGCCCAUGCGCCGCUUUGCCAGGGCCAGGGCGGCCCGGAGGUUGAAAUCACCUGCCUGCCUUGGACAUGGGUGAAAUCCUGCCGGGGCGACUGGCAAUUCCAGGCCUGUCCGUGCUGAGUGCCCAUGAAAUGUCCCCUGGGAUUCCCCUCCGCCCGCUCCGAUCCCCUCUGCACAAACUUGCCCCUCUGCCCUAGCCGCUGCACCCUCUGACGCGCUCCUCCCCAGAAGUGGCUGCAUUCCCGUGGUGCUUCGGGGAGGGGACGUGAGACGUGAGGCUUCGGUAAUGGGUUCCGCCUGCUGCCCGCUCCCCCUUCCAGGCCAUCCAGAAUCUGAGCAGCGUGAUGGACGCCAGCGGUCACUGCGUCUGCACCGUCAUCCUGCCCGACGACACCUUCCCCCUGCGGCGGAUCGAGCUGCUGGAGUCGUCCGCCCACAACCUGACCCUCCGUGUGCAGCGGGAGAUGGAGAAGCUCCAGGAAUACGGGCAGCGCCUAGCGUGGUACGAGGCCAAGCUGCAGAACGCCAGCCGCCGGCUGCAGCUGCUGGAGGUGGGCGACCUGACCCCCACUGAGCUGGACUUCCAGGAGCUGCGGAAGGAGAUCGGCGAGAUGGAGUCCUUCGUGGGCCACCUCCGCUCCUCCCUCAACGGAAGCGACACCACGGUGGAGGUGGUGCACCGGGAGCUCCAGAACAUGUCGGUCACCGUGAGCGCCCUGGAGUCCUACGACAAGAACCACGUGGUGGCCGUGAGGCGGGAGCUGACCAGGCUUAGGCAGCGCUUGGCAGAGUGUCAGAAGGACAAGCCCCUGCUGGGACAGCAGCCCCCGACCGGCACAUGCGACCACCAGGGGAUCUGGCGCAUCGGCAAGCCCACGGUGGUGCAGCUGAACUGGCGGGGUGCGAGCUACAAGGCCGGGGCCUGGGGCAAGGAGUCGGCCCUGCGCGCCUGGCGGAAGGAGCGCUACUGGGUGGCCCCCCUGAACCUGGACGGCCGGCGGCUGGACUCGGUGCGUCUCUAUGGCUCCUACCAGGACCUGCUGCUGGCCCGGAACCCCACGGACCAGCUGAUCACGGGCUUCGGGCAGGGGGCCGGGCCGGCGCUCUACAAUGGCUCCUUCUAUUACAACUGCUACAAUGCGCGGGACCUCUGCCGCCUGGACCUGGAGAGCGGGGCCGUCGACCGCAAGGCGGUGCCCAACGCCACCUUCAACAACCGCUUCUCCUACGCGGGCACCAGCUGGCAGGGCCUCGACCUGGCUGCUGAUGAGAGCGGGCUAUGGGUGCUCUACGCCACCGAGCGCAGCGAGGGCGACAUCGUCAUCGGCCGCCUUGGCCCCGGCUCGCUGGCCCUGGAGAAGACCUGGCAGACCUCCCAGUACAAGCCGGCGGCCACCAAUGCCUUCAUGGUGUGUGGGGUGCUGUACGCCACCCGGGCAGUCAGCACCAGCCGCGAGGAGAUCUUCUACGCCUACGACACCCGCACCGGCCGGGAGAGCCACCUCAGCCUGCCGCUGGACAAGGUGACGGACGUCGUGCGGUCGCUGAGCUACAACCCCACUGACCACAGGCUCUACAUGUUCAGCGAUGGCUACCUGCUUCGCUACGACGUCCUCUUCCGGCCCUAGUGC
Messenger RNA from Gopherus flavomarginatus (Mexican gopher tortoise), 1636 nucleotides. RefSeq names its product olfactomedin-like. Gene Ontology annotation, biological process: signal transduction. Bases 350 to 1633 code for a protein of 427 amino acids. NCBI's taxonomy places the organism in Eukaryota, Metazoa, Chordata, Testudines, Testudinidae. The transcript is spliced from 4 exons. The record is from RefSeq and is a predicted model, not a curated record.